AUGUUCAAAAUUGUUACAUUAGCCACUUGGUUAUUGGCAUUAUUAUUGGCAAUUUUAUUCAUGUAUGAAGAGGUUGCGAAUGGUCAAUUGUUGCCUUCGUGGGGACAUGUAAAUUCCGACAAGUAUCGUAGUAACAGUAUUCAAUUCUAUAAACCACACAAGGAAUGGAUUACCAAGUUUCAAGACACUUUUGCCAGUUCUGGUUCUGUUGCAUUUGAUGUCAAUAGAGGAAAGGCAUUGAUUUUUGAUUUGUACAGAUACAAUCUUACAUUUAUUGAAGUUGAUCUUUUGAAUGGAAAUCAAAGUAUUUUACAAUAUGCUGCACCACCCUCAACCAUGUCUCCAGUACAAUCCAACUUGGUAAUUGAUUCAAAUAGUAAUGCAUAUCUCACUCUUAUUGGAAGUGAUGGUACUAAAAUAUUGAUUAAGGCAGAUUUGACAAAUACCAAGAAUAUUCUCUAUAAGAUAGUGGAACAAGCAGGUAUGGUAAUUCUCCUCUCAGAAGACAGCACUAUUCUCAUUACGUAUACUUAUAGCCAUGUUAUUGCGUAUGAAACCAAAAAUUUCAAGCAAUUAUGGUCUUUCGAAUGUGAUAAUGAGCCAAUUGAUAUUCUUCUUGUCUCUAGAGAUUUGUAUGUGGCCACAGGUGAUCAAACCAUUCACAAAUUGGACAUUCAAACAGGGAAAUUAAUUUCCAGAUUCACAAUUCCAGAUUACCUUUCUGGUGCUGGUGUAGAUAGUAUGAGUUUUAGUGGACUACCAGGUUGGUUAAUUUUGGGAAUGAAUUUAAAAGAUAGUUCAGUUGUGGGUGUAGUUAAUGUUGACGCUCAAAAGGCGGAUAUGGUCACAGUUCUUUAUGGUGAUGCCAAGAAAUUAGUGGCUGAGACAUCAAACAUCGUUAGCUCUGUAAUUCAGAAUGGAACAAGUGUCCAUAUUUUCAGUGCAUUGAGUGCUUACACUGGUUUUUCUGGAGGAUACUUUGGUACACACACAAGUUUUGACAUUCAAAAAGACAAUAGUAUUGCGCGUCUUGAAAUUGAUGGAACAUGGCAAAACAACAAGUUGUCUGGCUUCACUGUUGCAAGUGCACAGCCCAAUAGGCAAUCUGUUAUUUUGAUGGAUGCAACUAAAUAUUUAGUUAUUUCUAAUGAUCAGAAUGGAAAGGUUCUCAAAACUGCCUCAUCCAAAAUCACAGGAGAUGGAUCGAGGUUUGUUGUGUCUGCUGGAAAUCAAAUGGUUUAUGCAUUCUCUUUCACAAAUAAUCAAGUUAUCAUGGAGGCUGCUAGUCUUGCCUAAUAACAAGGAAGAUAAAAACAACUGUUAACAGUUGAAACCUUUUAAGGUGUUGAUAGGCUUUUACGAUUCAUUUCAAUUGAAGUUACUAAAUCUCAAUAAAGGUUUUUGAAGUCAA
Naegleria gruberi is the source of this 1411-nucleotide messenger RNA. RefSeq lists its product as uncharacterized. The transcript has a single exon. The record is from RefSeq and is a predicted model, not a curated record. NCBI's taxonomy places the organism in Eukaryota, Heterolobosea, Eutetramitea, Acrasida, Naegleriidae. The coding region runs from base 1 to 1296 and encodes 431 amino acids. Gene Ontology annotation, molecular function: protein binding.